AUGGAAACAACAAGAAAACAUAAGCAGGCCUUUCUUCCUUCAAAUUCUUCAAGACAUCGACGACGAUAUUUUAAUUACCUCCAAUUAAUGAAGAACCCAUUGUUUAGACGUGAAGACAUAAAGCUUGAUAAGCUCAUUAAAGAGAAGCAAGCUCAAUUAAACCGACUUCGUCGAAAAGCUAAUGAAAAACGACAGAAAAAUGUUGUUCGAAUGCAGUUGAAGAUGAUUUUCCCCGCCGACAUUGCAUUGGAGAAUUCAGGGCAUGAUGGUGGUGAUCCAUUAUUCGAUUUAAAACAAGUGUUGAGAAAAAUACGCAAAGGAAAUAUGAACGUGAUUCUUGAACAAGACACCGAUGAUGGUGACGUGAUCGAAGAUCAAAAAUUGUUAAAAGACAAGGAUGAAGAUUCUGAAAGCCAUAAUGAGUUCUUGGUAGUUCAACAGCUAACUUUCCAGCAACAAUAUUAA
Dentiscutata heterogama is the source of this 465-nucleotide messenger RNA. The record is from the annotation of a GenBank genome assembly. Lineage: Eukaryota; Fungi; Glomeromycota; Glomeromycetes; Diversisporales; Gigasporaceae.